UUUAUCGGGUCACACUGGCAAAUUCGCCGGCACUUCUUGGUUUAUAUUUUGUCUUAUUUAUUUAUUUAUAGAUUAAAAACGAAAGAUACGCCUGUGAUAUGCUGCCCAACGCCAGCGACAAAAAAGACCGAUAUGCUAAGCUAUCCUUCUUGGGCGAGGGACAGUUUGCUAUUGUAUAUAAAGCCCGUGAUGCAGUUACCAGUCAGAUUGUGGCUGUAAAGAAAAUCAAGAAAGGCUCACGUGAGGAAGCCAGGGAUGGCAUUAACCGGACAGCUCUGCGGGAGAUCAAGAUCCUGCAGGAGCUGCAGCACGAGAACAUUAUCGGUUUGGUGGAUGUAUUUGGCCAGCUGUCGAAUGUCUCCCUGGUGUUUGAUUUCAUGGACACCGAUCUGGAGGUGAUAAUCAAGGACACAAAGAUUAUCCUUACGCCGGCUAACAUAAAGGCAUACGCCAUUAUGACUCUGCGGGGCCUGGAGUAUCUGCAUCUGAACUGGAUCCUGCAUAGGGAUCUGAAGCCCAAUAACUUGCUAGUCAACAGCGAUGGGAUUCUUAAGAUUGGUGAUUUCGGCUUGGCCAAGUCCUUUGGCUCGCCGAAUCGCGUCUACACCCACCACGUGGUGACCCGGUGGUAUCGAUCGCCGGAACUGCUCUUUGGCGCCAGGCAAUAUGGAACCGGGGUGGACAUGUGGGCUGUGGGUUGCAUUCUGGCGGAGCUUAUGUUGCGCGUUCCCUUCAUGCCGGGCGACUCUGACCUGGAUCAACUGACCAGAAUAUUUGCCACCCUUGGCACACCAUCGGAGACCGAGUGGCCCUAUAUCAGCAAGCUCAAUGACUACCUACAGUUCCGCAAUUUUCCGGGAACACCGCUCGAGAACAUCUUUACGGCGGCCGACAACGAUCUGAUCCACCUGAUGCGCUGCCUUUUCGCCAUGAAUCCGCUAAGGCGUGUUUCCUGCCAGCAGGCACUCAGCAUGCAAUACUUUGCCAACAAGCCAGCCCCAACAGUGGGCCCCAAGCUGCCCAUGCCUUCGUCCGUUCUCGCCGCCAAGGAGAACGCCAAUGCCCAAGCCGACGAUAAGCCGCAACUCAAACGAAAACUAAUCGAGACGACUGUUCGUGGUCACAGUCUGCCCCAAAAGAAGCGCCUGCAGUUCUGAUCACAUACUAAUGUUCUUUUAGGUAGUCAGUCAUAUAUCUCAAGGAGUGAGGACAACUCCCUUCUCACUCCCCCAUUCAAAACAAAACCACUUUGAUUUUUUUUUUGCAAUAUUUCUAAAAUUCACUAAAGAAAUAUUUGAAAAUGUUUACAUUUUUUUUUUUUCAUUCCUGUAACUUAUAUUGUUGUAAGUACGGUUAGACUCUAAGAUGUGGAAGAUUUAUUAAAGAUAUAUCAAAAGAC
Messenger RNA from Drosophila bipectinata, 1399 nucleotides. RefSeq names its product Cyclin-dependent kinase 7 (gene Cdk7). NCBI's taxonomy places the organism in Eukaryota, Metazoa, Arthropoda, Insecta, Diptera, Drosophilidae. Gene Ontology annotation, cellular component: transcription factor TFIIH holo complex; nucleus; transcription factor TFIIK complex. Gene Ontology annotation, molecular function: cyclin-dependent protein serine/threonine kinase activity; ATP binding; RNA polymerase II CTD heptapeptide repeat kinase activity. Gene Ontology annotation, biological process: positive regulation of transcription by RNA polymerase II; protein phosphorylation. The record is from RefSeq and is a predicted model, not a curated record.